This is a messenger RNA of Suillus discolor, 1154 nucleotides long. RefSeq lists its product as uncharacterized. The transcript has a single exon. Bases 436 to 879 code for a protein of 147 amino acids. The record is from RefSeq and is a predicted model, not a curated record. Lineage: Eukaryota; Fungi; Basidiomycota; Agaricomycetes; Boletales; Suillaceae.
ACUCGACACCAAACGGCGGUCUGAGUGAACUGACCUGUCGUCGACGAGAGAUAUAACAAUAUGUCGCAUUUAUGAAGACCUGCAGAUGUUCCUCCCAAGUUCAGUGCGCUUCUUUAAUCUUAGAGGCCCAGAACACUGCCGGCUGUGCGAUAACGGGAAUCAUUUAAAAGAAGCAACACCGACAAUUCAUUUGAUUGGGCUAUUAAUUGUAUGCCGGGAGCAGCAAUUGGUAGUCCACCCAUAGCGUACACCGUAUUCACAUUCUGACAUGUUGCACCCACACGUUAAAGCAACUCGCCAAACAAAAUUACCAGGGCCUGGAUAUAAAUCUGGGUCAUCGGCGAACUUAAACCCCACACUCCUCCGACUUUGCUGUGAGCACAAUCCAGCGCCGUUCCAACUGCAACUUACCAAAUCCCGCAGCCAUAUUGUAAUAUGCCUGUCCCAGUCAUAUACUAUAACGUCGAAGUCGUCCAAUUCUGGCAAGGGCAGAAAGAACCCCUACACCCCUACCCACUUCACUGGGUGAUUUACAUCCCAACCGCUCCCGGUAUCGGGAACACAUACCACAUACUAGGAAACAUGGACACCUACACCAUAGAUUUCAGACGCAACCAACCAUACCCAAACCCAGAUGCAUGGCGCGGAAGCUUCGCCGUUGGAAAAGUAGCUGCGCAUCAGCUAACCCUGAUGGAGCGACACCUGGCAAGCAUCCCUAUCGCGCGUCACGACCCCAGAUGGAACUCCCAAAGCUGGGUGUGGGAGGGUCUCAGACAUCUUCGACACCAAGGUUUUAAUAUUAGCUGGGAGAUCAGGCUUUCAGAUCUUCAAACGCAGAUGUAUUGCUUGCUGGAGGAUUGGGAAUACGGCCGAAUUUAAAGAGGGUGGGGAUCUGGGGUGAGAGGGAUUUGUGGAUGGUCGAUCAAAAUGUUUGAUGUUGUUGCUCGGAGUGGCAACGCUCACCAUAAAGUUAAGAUUUCAGCAUCUGCAUUCUACGUUUGUAUUAACACCGGCAUCAUAGACAUCGCGAGUGAACUUUAUUGUCUUGAUCGAAAGAGAGAGUAUCCUCACCGAUCAAGUUUUGUGGCGCUGACAGAUCGAAGCGGAGUCUUGCGCCAUACCACGAGACGUGCUAUGACUUUCAAUCCCUCGCA